This is a messenger RNA of Trichoplusia ni (cabbage looper), 921 nucleotides long. RefSeq lists its product as uncharacterized. The coding region runs from base 183 to 827 and encodes 214 amino acids. Lineage: Eukaryota; Metazoa; Arthropoda; Insecta; Lepidoptera; Noctuidae. The transcript has 4 exons. The record is from RefSeq and is a predicted model, not a curated record.
AUAAACUACUGCUGCAGUACUUAACGAACGUUUAACGAGAGCAGAAGUGUUUAAUUGAAAAAAAAAAUAUUAAAAAAAAAUACGUUUAAAUAUUCUCCUAAGCAGGUUUUUGGACUUUGCAAGACUUAAAGACUUUUGAAAUUUUUAACGGUUUUUUUUGGAGUAAUAGGAUAUUGAACAUCAUGCAUUCAGAGCUCCCAGUUUUUAAAAGAUGCUGCUGUUGUUUUCCACUUCGUUAUGGUUUGCUAGUAUGGGGAUACAUCAAAUUGGCAAUUGCUGCCCUCUUAAUAGUGUCGAUUGCAAUGGUAAUUAGGUCCUUAACGAUGGCAUAUCAUGUUUACGGACUACAUGAAAGAGUGUUCACAUUCAGACUGACUGUGUUUAUCAUUUUCUUGUUCCUGGUCACGUUGGAUUUCGCGUUAAGCACCGUUUUCAUCGUUGGAGGACAUAAGAAAAAUCUGAAACUGCUAACUGUGUACUAUUACUACAGUAUCGGUGUAUGGAUCCUGAGCAUUUUGUUCUCAUUAUUCAUAAUCAGUACUUACUUCAUCUACAGAGGGCCAUACCGAAGUACAUCGUUUUAUGCGGUGGCAGACAAUAUCUUGGAGUGUUCGAGUCAUUUUGUUAGUAUGGUAUCACAAGGCUACUUCUUACUUCUACUUAGGAGUGAAAUGCUGAAGCUAAAAAGCAAUUGCGAAUUCAGAUUCGUCAACAAUGCAGCUCAGUCUGAAUGCAAGAUGAAUUGCAGUAAAGGAAAAGAUACUUUGGGCGAGAAUAACGGUGUGGGAUGCACAGCAGAGUGCCACAGAGUCAUCAGCGACGUAUAAUUUAAAAAAAGUUUAUUAUAUCUUUUGAUUAAGGAAAAUUCUCCGGUACAGGGGGUCUAUUAUCAACUAAUUAAGCGUGUGUUUAGCAUUUCGA